AUGCCCUCAGAGACCUCAGAGUCCCUGGUCUACCACCGUCGCUCGCGCACACUAUCGAUCAAUAUGCCCCUUGAUGGCAUCACUGUGGUCUCCCUCGAACAUGCUGUAGCAGCGCCUUUCUGCACGCGACAGCUUGCAGACCUGGGUGCCCGGGUCAUCAAGGUGGAACGACCUGGCGUUGGAGAUUUUGCUCGUGCCUACGACUCUCGAGUGGAUGGACUUGCUUCUCAUUUCGUGUGGCUGAACCGGUCCAAAGAGAGCCUGGCACUGGAUCUAAAGAAUGCCCAGCAUAUGAAAGUGCUCAUGGCACUCCUCGAUAAGUCUGAUGUCCUCGUUCAAAACCUGGCUCCGGGUGCGAGCUCAAGGCUAGGUUUGUCAUAUGAGGCUCUGAAGCACAAGAAUCCGGGCCUUGUAGUCUGCGAUAUUUCGGGCUUUGGCGACAGUGGUCCGUACAGAGACAAGAAGUCGUAUGAUUUGCUUGUGCAAAGCGAAGCUGGUCUUCUCUCCGUCACUGGUAGCGAUAAUGAAGUUGCAAAAGUCGGCAUCUCCAUUGCCGAUAUCUCAGCAGGCAUGUAUGCAUACACCAACAUCCUCGCUGCUUUGAUGCAACGCCAGAAGACUGGCUCAGGGUGUCGGUUAGAUAUCUCCAUGUUAGAGAGCAUGGUGGAGUGGAUGAGCUUCCCUUUGUAUUACUCAUAUGAAGGAGCAACGCCACCACGGAGAACAGGAGCAUCUCAUGCAGCUAUCUAUCCCUAUGGUCCAUUCGACACUGGCGGUGGGGAGACGGUCACUUUGGGUAUCCAGAAUGAGAGAGAAUGGCACAAUUUCUGCGAGUCGGUUCUCGAGAGGCCGGAACUGAGCAAAGAUAGUCGCUUCGCGAGCAACUCGUUCCGAGUGCAGAACCGAGAGGAGCUCAAGGAGAUUAUUUGUGCCGCUUUCCAACCUUUUAGUGCAGCCGAGGUGCGGGCCAAGCUAGAUAAAGCGUCCAUUGCCAACGCGACCGUGAACACGAUGCAAGAUGUAUGGAACCACCCACAGCUCCGUGCGAGAGGCCGCUGGACUCAAGUUGAUACACCCAAAGGUCACAUUCCGGCCCUUGUGCCUCCUGGUGUCGCUACAGCAGCUGAGGCGAGGAUGGACGCGGUUCCUGCACUGGGAGAACAUACGGCAUCAAUAUUGAAGGAUCUGGGCUUCAAUUCCGAGAUAUUCUAA
Molecule: messenger RNA, 1212 nt
Organism: Fusarium musae
Lineage: Eukaryota; Fungi; Ascomycota; Sordariomycetes; Hypocreales; Nectriaceae
Exons: 2
Coding region: 1-1212 (403 amino acids)
Molecular function (GO): catalytic activity
Source: RefSeq, a predicted model, not a curated record